Molecule: messenger RNA, 1250 nt
Organism: Malania oleifera
Lineage: Eukaryota; Viridiplantae; Streptophyta; Magnoliopsida; Santalales; Ximeniaceae
Product: small ribosomal subunit protein uS3x
Exons: 6
Coding region: 311-1030 (239 amino acids)
Biological process (GO): translation
Cellular component (GO): cytosolic small ribosomal subunit; nucleus
Molecular function (GO): RNA binding; structural constituent of ribosome
Source: RefSeq, a predicted model, not a curated record
AUUGAAUAUAAAAAAUGACAACAUGUGUACUUGCGCUCUUGAGAUGCUCAAUUUGGAUUGGGCUGGCUUAGGCCCAACCUUCCUAAAUCCCAAAAAAUAAAACGUCACGCGGAACUUGUCUAAUCGGCCCACCCCAAACUCCAAACCCUAAUCCACUUCCGCCGUUCGAUUCGCCCUCAUCUCAUCACGCCCUUCUAUAUAAACCUUCCUCUCCGCUUACUUUCCUUCUGAAACUAGGGUUUCUGGUUCAAAUCGCAAGCUACACUCGAGAGUUCCCCUUGCAUCAUCUUCGUCCUUCGAAUCUGCAACCAUGGCGACCCAAAUGAGCAAAAAGCGAAAGUUCGUCGCUGAUGGAGUCUUCUUUGCGGAACUCAACGAGGUGCUGACCAGAGAACUGGCUGAGGAUGGCUACUCCGGCGUCGAGGUCAGGGUCACUCCGAUGCGCACAGAGAUCAUCAUCCGAGCCACCCGAACUCAAAACGUUCUCGGCGAGAAAGGAAGGAGGAUUAGGGAGCUGACAUCUGUGGUGCAGAAGCGAUUCAAGUUCCCUGAGAACAGUGUUGAGUUGUAUGCUGAGAAAGUUAACAACAGAGGGCUUUGUGCUAUUGCUCAGGCUGAAUCACUUCGGUACAAGCUCCUUGGAGGGCUUGCUGUCCGUAGGGCUUGCUAUGGUGUUUUGAGAUUUAUAAUGGAAAGCGGUGCAAAGGGGUGUGAGGUGAUUGUCAGCGGAAAGCUGAGGGCACAACGUGCAAAGUCGAUGAAAUUCAAGGAUGGGUAUAUGGUCUCUUCUGGUUACCCAGUUAAUGAAUAUAUCGACGCGGCUGUUAGACAUGUUCUUUUGAGACAGGGGGUUCUCGGAAUCAAAGUGAAGAUCAUGUUGGAUUGGGAUCCUAAAGGGAAGCAGGGUCCUGUGAACCCACUUCCAGAUUUGGUCACAAUCCACCCUCCAAAGGAGGAGGAGGAGUACGCCCGGCCGCCGGUUGUAGCUGCUGCACCUGAUAAUAUUGAUGUUGCCGUGCCUGUGGCAUAAAUCUGUCCCCAUUUCCUUCACUUUUCUCAAGUUAAAUGCCCAAUGGGAUUUGUCAUUUGGAUGUUUGAGCCUCCUUAUAUAAGUUUUGUGGUCCUUUUAACCUUUUAGUUGCCAAAUUAAACUUGUGCUGGUUGUUUUAUAUCACUUGUUUUUUAAGUUUUUAUUUCGAAUUUGUUGUUUCCAAGUUUUGGUUUCUAAAUUGGACCGCCAGUUUUGUUUU